Rhinolophus ferrumequinum (greater horseshoe bat) is the source of this 5036-nucleotide messenger RNA. RefSeq names its product complement C3 (gene C3). The transcript has 41 exons. NCBI's taxonomy places the organism in Eukaryota, Metazoa, Chordata, Mammalia, Chiroptera, Rhinolophidae. Gene Ontology annotation, cellular component: extracellular region. The record is from RefSeq and is a predicted model, not a curated record. Bases 1 to 4992 code for a protein of 1663 amino acids. Gene Ontology annotation, molecular function: endopeptidase inhibitor activity; protein binding. Gene Ontology annotation, biological process: complement activation; inflammatory response.
AUGGGGCUUGCCUCAGGUCCCAGCCUGCUGCUGCUCCUGCUGACCAGCCUCCCCCUGGCUCUGGGGGACCCCAUGUUCUCCAUGAUCACCCCCAACGUCUUGCGGCUGGAGAGUGAGGAAACGGUGGUGUUGGAGGCCCACGACGUGCAAGAAAACGUUCCCGUCACGGUCACCGUCCACGACUUUCCAGCCAAAAAACAAGUGAUGGCCAACGAGAAAACUGUGCUGACCAGCGCCAAUGGCUACCUGGGUACCGUCAACAUCAAGAUCCCGGCCAGCAAGGAGUUACGCUCAGAGAAGGGGCACAAGUUCGUGAAUGUCCAGGCAGAAUUCGGGAAAACCGUGGUGGAGAAGGUGGUGCUGGUCAGUCUUCAGAGCGGUUACCUCUUCAUCCAGACUGACAAGACCAUCUACACCCCAGGCUCCACGGUUCUCUAUCGGAUCUUCACUGUUGACCACAAGCUGCUGCCCGUGGGCCGGACGGUUAUCAUCAACAUUGAGACCCCUGAUGGUGUUCCCGUCAAGAGGGACACCCUAUCUUCUCAAAACCAGUUUGGCAUCUUGCCCUUGUCUUGGAACAUCCCGGAGCUGGUCAACAUGGGGCAGUGGAAGAUCCGAGCCCACUAUGAAGAUUCGCCACAGCAGGUCUUCUCUGCUGAGUUUGAGGUGAAGGAAUAUGUGCUGCCCAGUUUUGAGGUCCAAGUGGAACCUGAAGAGAAAUUCUACUACAUCGAUAACCCAAAGGGCCUGGAUGUCACCAUCACAGCCAGGUUCUUGUAUGGGAAGAAUGUGGAUGGAACAGCCUUUGUCAUCUUUGGGGUCCAGGAUGGUGACCAGAGGAUUUCGCUGGCCCAGUCUCUCACCCGUGUUGUGAUUGAAGAUGGCACUGGGGAGGCCACGCUGAAGCGAGAGGUCCUGCUGGGUGGGGUGCAGCCCUCCCGAGAGGAUGCCCUGGUGGGAAAGUCAUUGUACGUGUCUGUCACUGUCAUCCUGCAGUCAGGCAGCGACAUGGUGGAGGCAGAGCGCAGUGGGAUCCCCAUCGUGACCUCCCCCUACCAGAUUCACUUCACCAAGACACCCAAGUUCUUCAAACCCGCCAUGCCCUUCAACCUCAUGGUAUUUGUCACAAACCCUGAUGGCUCCCCGGCCCGCCGCAUUCCCGUGGUGACCCAGGGCUCUGGGGACGUGCAGUCCCAAACUCAGGAUGACGGCUUGGCCAAGCUAACCAUCAACACACCCAACAGCCGGCAGCCCCUGACCAUCACCGUCAGCACAAAGAAGAACGGCAUCCCAGAUGCACGACAGGCCACAAAUACCAUGCAGGCCCUGCCCUAUAAUACCAUGGGCAACUCCAACAACUACCUGCACCUCUCUGUGCCCCGCGAGGAGCUGAAGCCAGGGGACACGUUCAAUGUCAACUUCCACCUGCGUAUGGACCCUGGCCAGGAUGCCAAGAUCCGCUACUACACCUACCUGGUCAUGAACAAGGGGAAGCUGUUGAAGGUGGGACGCCAGACGCGAGAGGCCGGCCAGGACCUGGUGGUGCUGCCACUGCCCAUCACCACCGACUUUAUUCCUUCCUUCCGCCUCGUGGCCUAUUACACGCUGAUUGGCACCAACGGCAAGAGGGAGGUGGUAGCCGAUUCCGUGUGGGUGGACGUCAAGGACUCAUGUGUGGGCACGCUGGUGGUGAAAGGUGGCGGGAAGGAGGAAAAGCAGCAUCUACCUGGACAACAGAUGUCCAUCAAGAUCGAGGGCAACCGGGGGGCCCGAGUGGGGCUGGUGGCCGUGGACAAGGGCGUGUUUGUGCUGAAUAAGAAGAACAAGUUGACUCAGAAAAAGAUCUGGGACAUAGUGGAGAAUGAAGACAUUGGCUGCACGCCGGGCAGUGGAAAGGACUAUGCAGGAGUCUUCCAGGAUGCAGGGUUGAGUCUCAAGACCAGCACAGGCCAGCAGACCGAGCAGAGGGCAGAUGACAAGUGCCCGAAACCAGCCACCCGCCGCCGCCGCUCGGUGCAGCUCAUGGAGAAGAGGAUGGACAAAGCGGGUGAGUACAAGAGCAAGGAGCUGCGCAAGUGCUGCGAGGAUGGCAUGCGGGAGAACCCCAUGAAGUUCUCAUGCCAGCGCAGGGCACAGUACAUCCUCCAAGACCGGGCCUGCGUGAAAGCCUUCCUGGACUGUUGCAACUAUAUCACCCAGCUGCGGCUCCAGCACAGCCGGGACAAACAACUGGGGCUGGCCAGGAGUGAACUGGAUGAGGAGAUCAUUCCAGAAGAAGAAAUUAUUUCCCGAAGCCAGUUCCCUGAGAGCUGGCUAUGGACCAUCGAAGAGUUAAAUGAACCAGAGAAAAAUGGAGUCUCUACGAAGAUCAUGAAGGUGUUUUUGAAAGAUUCCAUCACCACCUGGGAGAUACAGGCUGUGAGUUUGUCUGACAAGAAAGGAAUCUGUGUGGCUGACCCCUAUGAAGUCACGGUGGCGCAAGAUUUCUUCAUCGACCUGCGGCUGCCCUACUCUGUGGUGCGCAACGAGCAGGUGGAGAUCCGGGCUGUCCUCUACAACUACCGGGAGACGGAUGAGCUCAGGGUGAGGGUAGAACUGCUUCACAAUCCAGCCUUCUGCAGCCUGGCCACUGCCAAGAAACGUUACCAGCAGACUCUGCGCAUCCCUCCCAAGUCCUCCGUGGCUGUGCCUUAUGUCAUUGUGCCCCUGAAGAUUGGUCUGCAGGAGGUGGAGGUCAAGGCCGCCGUCUAUGACUUCUUCAUCUCUGACGGUGUCAAGAAGACCCUGAAGGUCGUGCCAGAAGGAAUCAGAAUAAACAAAACUGUGGCUGUUCGCACACUGGAUCCACAACACCUGAGCCAAAACGGUGAGCAGCGAGAGGAGAUCCACGCUGCAGACCUCAGUGACCAAGUCCCAGACACCGAGUCGGAGACCAGGAUCCUCCUGCAGGGGACCCCAGUGGCCCAGAUGGCGGAGGACGCCAUUGAUGGAGAGCGACUGCAGCACCUCAUUGUGACCCCGUCGGGCUGCGGGGAGCAGACCAUGAUUGGCAUGACGCCCACCGUCAUUGCGAUACACUACCUGGACCAAACAGAGCAGUGGGACAAGAUCGGCCUGGACAAGCGGCAGGAGGCCUUGGAACUCGUCAAAAAGGGGUACACCCAGGAGCUGUCCUUCAGACAAGCGAACAAGGCCUUUGCGGCCUUCAAGGACCGGCCAUCAAGCACCUGGCUGACCGCCUAUGUGGUCAAGGUCUUCUCUCUGGCUGCCAACCUCAUUGCCAUCGACUCCGAAGUCCUCUGUGGGGCUGUCAAGUGGCUAAUUCUGGAGAAACAGAAGCCCGAUGGAGUCUUCCAGGAGGACGGACCUGUGAUACACCAAGAAAUGACUGGUGGCUUCAGGAAUCCUGAGGAGAAAGAUGUGUCCCUCACGGCCUUCGUUCUCAUUGCGCUGCAGGAAGCUAAAGAUAUUUGCGAGGGACAGGUCAAUAGCCUGGAGGGCAGUAUCAAUAAGGCAGGAGACUUCCUUGAAUCCCAGUACGAGAACUUGCGGAGACCAUAUACUGUAGCCAUUGCUGGCUAUGCCCUGGCCCAGUUGGACAAGCUGGAGGGCUCCCGGCUCAACAAAUUUCUGAACGCAGCCACAGAGAAGAACCGCUGGGAGGAGCCUGGCCAGAAGCUCUACAAUGUGGAAGCCACAUCCUAUGCCCUGUUGGCCCUGCUGCGGCUCAGAGACUUUGACACUGUGCCUCUCGUUGUGCGCUGGCUCAACGAGCAGAGAUACUAUGGAGGUGGCUACGGGUCCACCCAGGCCACUAUCAUGGUGUUCCAAGCCUUGGCCCAAUACCAGCGGGACGUCCCUGACCAUGAGGAGCUGAAUCUGGAUGUGUCCAUCAACCUGCCCAGCCGCAGCUCUCCGGUGGUACACCGUAUCCUCUGGGAAUCUGCCAGUCUCCUGCGCUCAGAAGGGACCAAGGAAAAUGAGAAUUUCACAGUAACAGCUAAAGGGAAAGGACAAGGCACCUUGUCGGUGGUGACAAUGUACCAUGCCAAGAUCAAAGGCAAAGCCACCUGCAAGAAGUUCGACCUCAGGGUUAACAUAAGACCAGCCACUGAACCAGUCAAGAAGCCCCAAGAUGCCAAGAGCACCAUGCACCUUGAGAUCUGUACCAGGUACUUGGGAGACAGUGAUGCCACUAUGUCCAUCCUGGAUAUAUCCAUGAUGACUGGCUUUGCUCCUGACGUUGGUGACCUCAAUACGCUGAGCACUGGCACUGACAGAUACAUCUCCAAGUAUGAGCUGAACCAGGCUUUCACCAACAAGAACACGCUCAUCAUCUACCUGGACAAGAUCUCGCAUUCCCAGGAGGACUGUCUAGCAUUCAAAGUUCACCAGUUCUUUAAUGUGGGGCUUAUCCAGCCUGGCGCAGUCAAGGUGUACUCCUAUUACAACCUGGAUGAGAGUUGCACCCAGUUCUACCACCCAGAGAAGGAGGACGGAAUGCUGAGCAAACUCUGCCACAAUGAAAUGUGCCGCUGUGCUGAGGAGAACUGCUUCAUGCACCAGGACAAUGACAAGAUCAGCUCGGAGGACAGGCUGGACAAGGCCUGUGAGCCGGGAGUGGACUAUGUGUACAAGACCGUGCUACACAGGAAGGAGCUGUCGGAUGACUUUGAUGAGUAUGUAAUGGUCAUCAAGCAGAUCAUCAAAUCAGGCUCUGAUGAGGUGCAGGUCGGACAGGAGCGCAGGUUCAUCAGUCACAUCAAGUGCAGAGCCGCCCUGAAGCUGCAGGAAGGGAAACACUACCUCAUAUGGGGCCUUUCCUCGGACCUGUGGGGAGAAAAACCUAACAUCAGCUACAUCAUCGGGAAGGACACCUGGGUGGAGCUGUGGCCAGAGGCCGAGGAAUGCCAAGACGAGGAGAACCAGAAACUGUGCCAGGAACUGGCCAACUUCACGGAGAACAUGAUCGUCUUUGGCUGUCCCAACUGAUUCCCCCAUCACCGUCCCCCCAAUAAAGCUGCAGUUGUGUUUCA